Messenger RNA from Synchiropus splendidus (mandarinfish), 1965 nucleotides. RefSeq lists its product as uncharacterized. Lineage: Eukaryota; Metazoa; Chordata; Actinopteri; Syngnathiformes; Callionymidae. The coding region runs from base 578 to 1666 and encodes 362 amino acids. The record is from RefSeq and is a predicted model, not a curated record. The transcript is spliced from 11 exons. Gene Ontology annotation, molecular function: oxidoreductase activity.
UGACUGUUGACAUUCUGGUGUGACCUUGCCGAGAAGCUUCUCCUGGUUCGAUAAGACGGAAGCUCUGUAGCUUCUCCUGAAGACCGCAGCGCGGUUGUGCAGAAAAGACUCUGUUCCACAGGUUAUUGUUCGCACCUCCACACGUGCGAGAGGCCUGGAGCGUGUGGCUUGUCCACAUGUGUCACAUGUGUCACGUGUGGGACUGUCUGUCGCCCUGGGUAGCUGGAGUGGACCCUCGCCUCGGAGAAGGGGAACACGUUGGAGAUAAGGAAGGACAGAAUCCUCACUUGACUGGGACUUGUUUGUCGCGCUGAACCCUCAAAACAAGCCGGGCUUCGACCUGCAGGCGGACUCUGAGCACGCACGCACGCGCGCGGGUCGAGGUCCGUCGCUGCGCGGCACAUGCGAGACAGACACGCCCACUCGCGCGGACACCUGAGACCUGACUGACGGGCUCCUCCGGGGCGUUUCCGCUCUCGAGCUCGGGACCAGAGGAGACUUGUUCUGCAGCUCACCGACUCCAGCAGCCGCUCUCUCUUCCUCACCCGGCGCAAGUCUCACCGCGAAACAAGUCAACAUGACUAGGUGUCUCAUCACCCAGUUGGAAGUGCAGAGCUUCAUCGAGAGGUGCAUGACGGCGGUGGGAACCAAGCCUCAUCACGCUCGCAGCCUGGCUGAGGUGCUAGUGGAGGGCGACAACCGGGGGCACUACAGCCACGGACUCAACCGCAUGGACAUGUACGUCAAGGACAUCAAGAGCGGAAUCUGUGCCAAAGACGGCGAGCCGGUGGUGGUGAAGGAGAGCGUGGCCACCGCGUUGGUGGACGGGAAGAACCUGCUGGGGCCUGUGGUGGGAAACUACUGCAUGAACCUGGCCAUCCAGAAGGCCAAGGAGGCCGGCAUCGGCUGGGUGGUGGCUCGAGGCUCCAACCACUACGGGAUCGCAGGCUACUAUGCCAUGCAGGCUCUGAAGGAGAACAUGAUCGGAAUGUCCUUCACCAACACGUCUCCUCUGGUGGUUCCCACUCGCGGCAAAGAGUGCACCCUGGGAACCAAUCCCAUCGCCGUGGCGGCGCCGGCUAAUGAUGGCGACAGCUUCGUUCUGGACAUGGCGACGUCUGCUGUCGCUCUCGGGAAGGUGGAGCUGCACGAGCGGCGAGGCGACACCAUCCCCGAGGGCUGGGGCUGCGACGCCCAGGGCAAAAUCACCUCCAACCCCAAGGAAGUGCUGAGCGGAGGAGGACUGGUGCCCAUCGGCGGCAGUGAAGCCACGGGCGGCUACAAAGGUUACGGGCUGGGGAUGAUGGUGGAGACCUUCUGUGGAAUCCUGGCCGGGGCCCAGUACAGCAAACACAUCCGCACCUGGAAGGUCACCGAUAAAGUCGCCAACCUGGGUCAAUGCUUCGUGGCCAUCAACCCAGACAACUUUGCUCCCGGAUUCUGCGACAGGAUGUCGGACCUGAUGGCCAUCCAGAGAGAGAUGGAGCCUGCUGAUGCCCACACUCCUGUUCUGGCUGCUGGAGACCCGGAGAGGAUGAACAUGAAGAAGUGUCAGGAGCUGGGCGGGAUCCCGUACCACGUCAACGUGGUCAACUACAUGAAUGAGUGCGCGAAGAGCGUGGGUGCCAGCCCGCUCCUGCCCUGCGACAAGCUCCUCCCCAACUAGACGCUUCCUCGCCACAACAUUCCUCUGCUUCCAUGUCAUUUGGCUUUGAGGAGGUUUGACCCGACCUUCAGGGCCGAACGCCUUUGUUGUGAGGCAAGUCACAAGCUCCUCAGGUGGAGGCUUCUGAAGGGCAACAAUCGUUUCCUGUUACUGAGCGUUUCGUCGUGAACACCAGCCGGCCUGUGGUCUGGUGUGUUUACUUCCCAACUGUGAAGACUUUUUUUUAUAAAGUUCAAGCCUUCCUUUUCACUGAAAUGUGAAAAAGAGAAAAGCCUCUUGAAAAUAAAAGCCAUGGAACC